Molecule: messenger RNA, 10353 nt
Organism: Aedes albopictus (Asian tiger mosquito)
Lineage: Eukaryota; Metazoa; Arthropoda; Insecta; Diptera; Culicidae
Exons: 2
Coding region: 3689-9577 (1962 amino acids)
Biological process (GO): DNA integration
Molecular function (GO): nucleic acid binding; zinc ion binding
Source: RefSeq, a predicted model, not a curated record
AUCAAAUUUCAUACGAAACCUUUAUUUUGUUGUUUUCAAACUUUUAAUACAAAUCUUGAAACACACUUAAAUAAUUAUUGCAAAAAUAGUGUAAAAAACAAGCACUGUUUUAGAUGAAAAUUAUAUUCUGUUGAUAUAAAAUAUUUGUUUAUAACUUUUUACCUCAACUAUCUCACGAUAUGUAUGACGGCUGAUGAUUUUGGAGUUUGUGUAAAAAAAUACGAAAUUUUAGUGUAAUUUGAACCGAUUGUCUAUUUUACCCCCAAAGUCUGAUUAUGUUAAAAUUAUUUCCAAAACCUUUUUUUUUACAACACUCAAUUUUUUUUUCGAUCAAAUAUAUUCUUCUACACGGUCUUUAUUGGUUUAGGGUGUAAAAAAUUUAAUAAUUUGAAAAUAACUUACGAGAAAACCUUAGCAAUGAUGAGUCGACUUUACAUCAUUUUCGAUUUUUCACGUUAUUUUUAAAGUUUUUGCCGUUUUGAAGAGGUUUAAAUGUUCAAGAUCAGCAAAAGUAUAAUGAUUCAUGUUUAGGCAUAAGGUUCAAUCGUUAAAACAUGUUGAAAAACAAUAAAAGCCAUGAAACUGUACCCUGUCCAUUUUACCCCACCUGUCCACUUUACCCCCACCACCUACGUAAUUUUUUAACGUCCCUACCUUAAAAAUCUAAACAAAUGUAAUACUCUCGUAGAUUGACAUGUGCAUGAACUUUUGCAAAAACACUUGCGUUUUGUCAAUUGAAUAAAUUUUAUGACGUGGACCAAACUAUGCGCACUAGGUGGUCCAAAAUAGAAGCCAGAGUUCUUUCAGAAGUUUUGUAAUUUUUUAUACUUUACUACCAAAAUUUCGAGUUCUGUUCGACUCUAUUCGACAGAAAACAUGUUGCUCUUCGUGAUGCUCACUGAAAUUAUCGGUAUUUUAUAGCGAAAUCAUUCUUUUUUCACUUAAUUGUUCACCCACUUCCUUAAGGGCCCCAAAAUACCUCCCUUACACUAUACUUUCGGGUGCGUCUUGUCUCGCUUCCCUCUUUUUAGUACAAAGAUAAUUUUUACAAGUCUCCAUUUUGAUGGAACGUAAUUCGCAAUGGGCUGCAAAACGCAAAGUCAAUAACGAGAGCGUCAAACAUAGCUCCCCGAGUAGAAGUAAAAAUCAGAACAAUAUCAUCAUUUGAUAUUCCUCAGUGAAGUACUCAAGAUCAUAAUUAGCUAUUGGUUUGUUUGACAUAAGAGAUAAAAGAUCAAAAAUAAGAUCAAAAAUUAGUAUGGGGAAGAACAUAAUAAUAUCUCAUUUUGAUGUUAUAAGAUCAGACCAAUAUCUGGGGAGAUCUGGGCUGUAGCACAUCUAACCAAUAUCAUAAAAUGAUCUGACAGAUGGAUUAGAGUAAAAAAAAAAGAAAAAUGGUCACGACCAGAAUCGAACUUAUGACCUUGGGAUUUAUGAGCAGUGACAUUACCACUGCACUACGACUCAUAUCUGAAAAUAGGAGUCAAACAAGAGCAUCAAGUUCUUCGUUUUCUAAGGUGUUUGCGAGUCAUGUUAGUUGUGUUGGUUUGGUCCCGCCAUGUUGUAGAUGAGUGUGUGAAAGAACAAAAUAUGAUCUUGAAUAGUAGUUUUCAGAUCUUACAAUUUUCGGAAUAGAUAGAUGAAUGUGUCAAAGAACUGAUUUUGAUCUUGAGAAGUAAUUCUCAGAUCUUUCGAUUUCUGGAUGUUGCAGAUGGAAAUGUGAAGAGCUAAUUUUGAUCUUGAGCAGUAUUUUUCAGAUUUCUCAAUGAUAAAUGUUCUAUUGCAGAAUAUUAAUACAGUUUCCACCCAAAAUUUGCGAACUGACGUGAUGGUAUGGAAAAUAAAAAUGAAUUAAGGCUCAAUUAGGAAUUGCAUAUUUUCUUAAACUAAAAACGACAUGCGUAGAAACAUGUUUGGUUUAUUUUGCGCCUAAAAUAGGACGAAUUUCCACUAAUAGGACGCAAUCAGUGAAGUACUAGAUUGUAGUAAUGAGCUGAAUUUUUGUAUGGUGAGAAGGUAAAUUCUCAAUCUCUGCAACGAAAUGACGCAAAAAGCCUGGCUAUUCCUAAUGGCCCUGAUUCCUUGCCUAACCUAAUGCUGUUUGAGCAAAACUUUAGGUAACUGUCUUAUUGUUUUCUUCAUUUCUUGCAACAAAGUUUUCCAAAGUUUUAUUCCAACAGCACCAAAUAAGGCAAGGAAUCAUCGGGAUCCAGCUCCAAGCAAAUAUCGAUUAUAUGCAUUUUUUUGUGCCGAUUACCCUUUUUUUUAUUUGUUCAAUUGCCUCAUCCAUAAGCCCGCUUAUUGAAAAUGAAGGCCAUUUCUACUGCCUUUUUGUCCCAGUGCUCGUUUGUAAAAUUUGUGGUGUACACAAGGGAACAUCUAUUUAUUAUGAAACGCUAAAUUCGAUAUGUUUGAACUCGGUGGUUGGUUCAUUAGGAUUUGGCGGAAUCCAUAAUGUGCUUUUGUAUGAUAACUCUAACUUUUUGUAUAGGUCGUAUUCCCUAUUCCCCUGGAGCGUUACGGAAUUUAUUAAACCCCUAACGGAAUUUACCUGAAGCGUUACGUUAUUUGGGGACGGCGCAUAAUGAAAGUUGAAAACUUAAAAUAGUUUUCAUGCGCAAUGUUGGGAAAUUUCGACAUUUAUACAGCGGGUUGCACUAGGCUUUCAAAAGAUCAAAUUAAGUACUAAUAUUGAAAUCAUAUCACGAUGAGAUAUUGAGCAGAUAUUUGGCAACUUUUUGAAUAUCUCAUCAAUAUCAUAUUAAGAUAUGACAUCAAAAUUUGAUCGUUUUAAGAUAUGAUUAUGAUAUUCACGUCUACCCGGGCUGGUCCUCACAAGUUCCUACCUCAUGCUUCCACGGGUCAAGCAAUGACAAAAACCACCAGCUAAGAGUUGCUUAGCUGAUAGUGCAGCCUGGGCACUGUUGUCCUUCUGACUUCAGCUAGAUUGAGGAGGUACGACCCGAGAGCGUCUGUUCACCAAGGAGUUGCGGCUUAAACAGCGUCUGUUCUGGCAUCCAGCGGCUGAGUAAGAAACGCUGCAUCAUGCCCAGCUAGAUCCAAGGUGGUAGCCCCAUCAACGUGGUCGUCCCAUUGUUGGUUGGGACGUUAAACAGAACUGGCACGAUGGCCCUCCGGCGGGACAGGAGUGUUGGCGUAGGCCCAAUAAGCCACCCGUAAAAAUCCCCAUUGCGAAUAACAUAGGAGAAAAUACGACUCGAUACAAUCGGACGUCUUCCACGUUCAGUAAUCUAAAUCAAGAUCUGUGUGGACAACAAAUCCGUCGAGAUGGCCACCCUGGUCGCAUAACUUCAGCACUUGUCAAUCUGACAGGUCUAGAUAUAAGCAUAUAGUUGAAUGACAAAUCAAAAUGUCAAAACCUUUCCUAUUAGAUAAUGUGCCACGCUACAAGAAACAUUGAAUUCGCCGAUACAACUAUAUUUUCUCUUUGAAUUAUUGCCUAAAUUAUAUGCCAUACAGUUGUAAAAAACAGAGUUCUUUGGUCAGCUAUUAAAACUAAAAAUUAUAGAAAACACUGAAAAGUAAGAGAACUGACCUAACCUAUAUUAUACUUAUUUAACUAUUCUAAUCUUAUUCUAGUUUUGAAGCAUCGCUGGAUUAAAGUGCUAUCAAAAAUCAGUUAGUUUUUCUUCUCCGCUGAUCGAAAGAACAAACUUCAAAAUUUUCAAUGUCGGAACCACAUACACCGGAGGUUGAGGUCGAACCAGCCUGUAACUACGCGGCAUGCGAGCACCCGGACAAAGCAGGAGAAUUCGUUCAGUGUGAUAAAUGUGGUUCGUGGUGGCACUUUACUUGCGCCGGUGUCACCGGAUCUAUCGCGGACAGAGCUUGGUCAUGCUCGAAGUGCACCACAACAUCGAUUAUCUCUCCGGGUGGUGAAGGCUCUGCAAGUGCUUUAGCUCGAAACCUAACCCUGCUCAGAGAACGGCACGAGCGCGAGAAGAAAAGGAUGGAGUUAGAGUUGCAACGGAAGUUUCUCGACGAGCAACAGCGCUUAUUGGACAUAUCGGCGGCAGAAGAUGUCGGAAGUACAGGUUCUAGGGUGUUGAACGACUGGUUAAACGGUCACGAAGGAGAAGAAGGCGCGGUAGGAGGUACAGCAAACCCGCCAGCAGCCUCUCAAAUUCAGCCACCAGGGAUUCCCAAAGAACCAGAUGCAGUACAGGUGAUCAAAGAUUUGCAGGCGCAGCUCGCCCAUUAUCAGCGCGCGUCUGUGAUGCCACCACCGCCUCAAAACCAACUAAGCGAGUUGAAUCGUCAGCUAGAACUCUGUAGGGCACAGCUAGAAAAACUCAACAUUCCCGAUUCGCGCCCAGCUGCAGGAAGGCCGAAUGCUACAUCUACGCCGCCAUUCAACGAUCCAUGUGUUCCGUUUAAUACUGAACGGCCGUUACAGCUGCCACGGUUAUUUUCGCAAGGAGUUGUUCCCAAGCAUAUUCCCCGACAAGCGGUAAGUAGGCCCGAACCAGUACCGCUGGAUAGCUCGGUGCCGCCUGCUUUCGCCGAACUGCGGCGCCCUCCGAUAGCGCAUCCAGUCAAUUCAAGCGGCAUAGAAGGAUCCAACAAUUCCGUUGGAAACCCACAGUAUCGUAGGCUCGGGAACUACGUACCACCAAUUGUAGGACCAACUCAGCAGCAACUCGCGGCUCGUCAAUCGCUCGGGCGCGACCUUCCGGUGUUUUCAGGAAACCCCGCUGACUGGCCGAUAUUUAUAUCGAACUACAAUUACACCACUGCCGCUUGCGGAUUCACCGAUGGGGAGAAUAUGCUUCGGUUGCAAAGAUGUCUUAAAGGCGCCGCGUUAGAGAGCGUCCGAAGUCGGCUGGUAUUGCCAGCAGCAACUCCUCAAGUCAUCGAAACGCUCAGGAUGCGUUAUGGGCGACCAGAACUUUUGAUUAACGCUCUACUCGAGAAGGUUCGAUCAAUCCCGGCGCCGAGAUCGGAUAGACUGGACGGACUCAUCGAGUUCGGCGUAGCGGUACAGUCAUUAUGUGACCAUAUAGAGGCUGCUAACGAACACGACCACUUGUCGAACCCGUCACUCGUGCAGGAGCUAGUGUCGAAACUGCCUGCCGAUCAAAAACUGAUGUGGGCGGGAUACAAACGUGGUGUUCCGAUAGUAAACUUGAAGACAUUCAGCGACUACAUGAUGGAAGUGGUUCAAGAUGCAUCCAGCGUGAUUUCGUUUGAACCAGAAGUUCGGAAACCAGCUAAGAAGGUCACGUCGAAGGGCUUCAUAAAUUCACACAAUGCUGACGUCCCUGAAGAGGCUUCAGGACCCAAGGUCGCUAAACAAAGAGAAUGUAUGGUUUGCAGCAAAUCGGGUCACUAUGUGAAGGAAUGUGGUAUCUUCAAAGCGUAUACUGUCGAUGAACGAUGGCGCAAGGUUCGAGCCUUAGGAUUAUGCCAGAAUUGCUUGUUCGGGCACGGAAGGCGCUCUUGCCGAAUUGCAAGCCGGUGUAAUGUCGAUGGAUGCCAGUUACGUCACCACUCUUUGCUACAUUCGGCGCAGCGCCUGACCCAAGUCGUUGAAAACCAUACCCACCAGCUGAUGGGUUCGAAGGUGCUUUUCCGGAUAAUUCCGGUAACUUUGCACGGUCCGGCUGGAGCAAUAGACACAUUUGCCUUUUUGGAUGAAGGAUCGUCCCUCACUUUGAUUGAAAGUGAACUGGCAAACCAACUCGGCGUACAUGGACAUUCGCGGUCUUUGUGUCUUCGUUGGACUGGCAAUACAUCUAGAGUCGAACAUAAAUCCCAAGCAGUGACCGCCGUCAUAUCCGGAAGUAGCAUGAAACAACGCUAUACACUGCGGGACGCACAAACGGUGGAAUCCCUCAAUCUCCCAACGCAAACUUUCCUGUUUGAUGAGGCGUUGAGACAAUUCGGGCAUCUUAAAGGGCUCCCGAUACAAAGCUACCAUAACGCGAAGCCGAAGAUUUUGAUAGGCGUUGACAACCUGCGCCUUGCCGUGCCAUUGAGGAUUAAGGAGGGGCUUGGCUCCGACCUUAUCGCAACUAAAACGCGUCUAGGGUGGUGUGUGUAUGGUCGUCAACAAGGGAAGACCAGAAGCGAGUAUAGUCUACACAUAUGCGAAUGUUCGUGCGAUGACAAAUUACAGGAUUCGCUCAAAGAAUUUUACGCCAUAGAGGAGGUUGGCGUGAAACCUCCAGAAGCGAUAAUGUCGAACGACGAUCGUCGCGCUUGGGAUUUGAUGAAAACCAUUACCAAGCGCGUUGGAAACCGCUACGAGACGGGUCUUCUUUGGAUUAAGGAUGACAUCGAGUUCCCACAGAGCUACGGAAUGGCAGUUAGAAGACUUCAAUGUUUAGAGCGACGGAUGGAGCGAAAUCCCAAACUAAAGGAGAACCUACAUCGACAGAUCGCUGAAUACCAGGAGAAGGCAUAUGCUCACAAGGUCACGCCAGGAGAACUCAGCAAAGUGGAUGCAAAGAAGAUAUGGUUUCUUCCUAUCGGCGCCGUAAUCAACCCCAAAAAACCGGACAAGGUCCGAAUCGUUCUGGAUGCCGCGGCUAAAGUGAAGGGUAUGUCGCUCAACAGCUUUCUUCUAAAGGGUCCUGAUCAGUUAGUUUCCCUUCUUGCUGUUUUCUUCAAUUUCCGUCUCUUUGCUGUAGCGGUUACAGCAGAUAUUCGGGAAAUGUUCCACCAGCUGCGAAUACGCCAGGUGGACAAAUAUGCGCAAUGCUUUCUAUGGCGAGCAGCGCCUACAGACGAGCCGGAAACAUAUGUAAUGGACGUGGCUAUAUUUGGGGCCGCCUGCUCACCAGCAUUGGCCCAGUAUGCCAAGAACACGAACGCCAUAGAACACGCUGACAGAUUCCCAAGAGCUGCUCAAGGGAUUCUCAAAAGUACGUACGUUGACGACUACUUGGACAGCUUUGGGAGCGUCGAAGAAGCGAAAAAGAUCGCCACGGAAGUCCGGAUGAUCAACGAACACGGAGGUUUUGAUUUGCGCAACUGGAGAUCCAAUAGUCGAGCUGUCAUGGAGCACAUGGGGGAAACCGAAGUAACCCAUGAACAGAAAAUAUGUCUGUCCGAAGAUCGACGACCGAAUGCCAGUCUGGAAACUGAGCGGGUGCUGGGGAUGUUAUGGGACCCGUCGAAGGACGAACUGUUUUUCUGCACACGUAUGAACGACGAAACGACGAGCUUGAUCAACGAAGGUGCCAGGCCGACAAAGCGACAAAUUUUGCGAUGCGUAAUGUCACUUUUCGACCCUCUUGGCCUGCUUUCUCCAUUCGUAAUACAUGGAAAGAUCCUCGUACAAGACCUGUGGAGAGCCGGGUUAGAAUGGGAUGAACCAGUAGGAGAUGGGGCGUUUCUACGUUGGCGUAAGUGGAUCGAUGCGAUGGAAUGGGUGGCAACUAUACGAAUUCCACGCUGUUACUUCGCCCUCGCAACCGAGUGCACCUAUUACAAUGCACAGUUGCACGCGUUCGCAGAUGCGAGUCCGUCCGCUUACUCGUGCGCCGUAUAUUUGAGAAUUGUCGGGCAAGAUGGUAUUGUACAAUGCACGUUGGUAGCCGCGAAAGCGAAGGUGGCACCGUUAAAGCCACUUUCCGUUCCGAGACUUGAGCUCCAAGCGUGCGUUCUUGCUGCUCGUCUAAUAAAGUUCGUCGAAACGAACCAUCCAAUCGUUGUCGCUAAAAGAUUUUUGUGGACUGAUUCUCGAACGGCGUAUUCUUGGAUUAGAGCAGACCCCCGUAAUUAUCGACCUUUCGUUGCUCAUCGAGUAGGUGAAAUUUUGGAAACGACGCAAAGUAACGAAUGGCGAUGGCUUCCGUCAGAAGAAAAUCCGGCCGACGAAGCCACGAAGUGGGGAAGCUGUCCCUACGUCAACGCGGACAGUCAAUGGUUCAGCAGUUCCCGGAUAAUGUACCAGCCUGAAGAACAAUGGCCAGACCCUGCGGUGCCCCACGUCGACAUUGAGGAUGAAAUUCGUCCUUGUGUACUGCACCAUGUCGAGGUUCAUCACAUCAUAGAGUACGAACGAUUUUCUAAAUGGGAAAGGCUUCGAAAUACAAUGGUCUACGUUCUACGAUUCAGGAAUAACAUCGACAAGCGGCGCUUGAGGACGGUCGGAUCACCAUCGCAGCAGGAGUUGAAAACCGCUGAAGAAGCGAUUAUAAGGAUGGUACAGCUUGAAGCCUAUCCCGAUGAGGUGGCUAUAAUCGGGAAAAAUAGUUCGCUGCCAAGGGAAAAGCAACAGCAUUUACACAAAUCCAGCUCGAUACAUAAGUUAGUGCCCUUUAUGGACGAAUGUGGCAUCCUUCGGCAAAACAGCAGAAUAGCCGCCGCUGAACAAGCCGCCUUCGGACUUCGCUUCCCUAUGAUCUUGCCGAAACAACACCUCGUCACCAAACUGAUAGUUGAACAUCACCACCGCCGCUUCAGGCAUGCCUUUGCCGAGACAGUGGUAAACGAACUCCGCCAAACCUACGCUAUACCCAAGUUACGAUCCUUAGUGCGUCUCGUGUCACGGGCGUGCCUAAUCUGUCAGCUGAAAAAAUCUCGCCCCGCCGUCCCUCCUAUGGCUCCUUUGCCACCAGCGAGACUAGCUGCUUUCGUACGCCCCUUUAGUUACGUGGGCGUAGACUAUUUUGGCCCUCUACUUGUAAAGCUUGGGAGGUCAAAUGCCAAAAGAUGGAUUGCUUUAUUCACAUGCUUAACCGUGAGAGCAAUCCACCUUGAAGUAGCUUUCAACUUAUCGACGGACUCCUGCAUCUCGUGUGUCCGACGCUUUGUGUGCCGUAGAGGUUCGCCGAUCGAGUUCAUUUCCGAUAACGGCACGAAUUUUCGCGGUGCGGACCGAAUAUUGCGUAAUCAGAUCAAUAGUGGACUAACGGCUACUUUCACUAAUUCAUGUACCAAAUGGAGCUUCAAUCCACCAGGGGCGCCCCACAUGGGCGGCGCCUGGGAAAGGCUGGUACGCUCAGUGAAAUCGGGAAUGGAAGGCGCUUACUCGGAGGGCAAACUAGACGACGAAGGGCUCCAGACUCUGAUCCUUGAGAUCGAAAGCAUUGUCAACGGAAGACCGUUGACUUAUCUACCGCUCGAAUCAGCAGAAUCGGAAGCCCUCACUCCUAAUCAUUUUUUGUUGGGCAGUUCCAUGGGGACUAAGGUACCUUCGGUGGAAAUACCAACUGCGCUACAAGUGCGGGGUUCCUACGAUAUGAUUCAGCGCCAAUUGAACCAUUUUUGGGUGCGCUGGGUGAAAGAGUAUCUGCCGGUGAUCAGAAGGCAACCAAAGUGGUUUUUGGAAACCAAGCCUGUACGGAAGGGUGAUCUAGUACUUAUCGCCGACGAAGGAUCAAGAAAUGGCUGGAUACGAGGAAUGGUCCAAGAGGUUACGGAGGGCAUCGAUGGACGAAUACGCCAAGCGACGGUGAAGACUUCGAGCGGAAUCCUACGUAGGCCAGUAUCGAAACUCGCCGUUUUGGAUGUAAUCAACGGAAGUGCAGUCUCGGAGGAUGUCCAGAUGCACUCGGGGGAGGAUGUGGACAACAAAUCCGUCGAGAUGGCCACCCUGGUCGCAUAACUUCAGCACUUGUCAAUCUGACAGGUCUAGAUAUAAGCAUAUAGUUGAAUGACAAAUCAAAAUGUCAAAACCUUUCCUAUUAGAUAAUGUGCCACGCUACAAGAAACAUUGAAUUCGCCGAUACAACUAUAUUUUCUCUUUGAAUUAUUGCCUAAAUUAUAGUGAGUUUGAGUAUCUUUUCUCUAUUAUGUUGCUAAAUAUAUAUUUCACUUUCAGUGCCAUACAGUUGUAAAAAACAGAGUUCUUUGGUCAGCUAUUAAAACUAAAAAUUAUAGAAAACACUGAAAAGUAAGAGAACUGACCUAACCUAUAUUAUACUUAUUUAACUAUUCUAAUCUUAUUCUAGUUUUGAAGCAUCGCUGGAUUAAAGUGCUAUCAAAAAUCAGUUAGUUUUUCUUCUCCGCUGAUCGAAAGAACAAUCUGGUAUCGCAUCUAAUGUGUUCUUGCCCUCAAGGAUUUCUUUCUAAAGUAAGGAGUUUCGGAUCCAGUCAUGACAAGUAACAUUUUUUGUUUUUGAUCGACUUUAUUAGAAUUUCGUUUCAUUUUCCGAUUAUGUUUAUAUUUAAUUAUUUUUAUUUAUUUUUUCGAAACACUCAACUUCUUCAAUACCUAUUCCCAAUUUCCCCACCCCGUUAAAAGAUACUCUCCUCGCGAUUUCGUACUUCAGUGUCAUCUCCGUUCGAAACCAUUCAGGUAUACCGUUGCUCGUAUUUACAACUAAGAAAAAUAUGGUAAUUCGUACUCGUGUGUUCAUCGUUUGUACACUAAAUAGAAAG